This is a messenger RNA of Dermacentor andersoni, 1384 nucleotides long. RefSeq names its product neprilysin-2-like. Gene Ontology annotation, biological process: protein processing. The record is from RefSeq and is a predicted model, not a curated record. Lineage: Eukaryota; Metazoa; Arthropoda; Arachnida; Ixodida; Ixodidae. Gene Ontology annotation, cellular component: plasma membrane. Gene Ontology annotation, molecular function: metalloendopeptidase activity.
GCAAUAAACUUUACGAUAAAUGGGAGCACAAAUGUAAUAGUGCAGUAUGAAGAAUAUUACAAAAGCGUGACCAAAUAUCUGAAAGAUUCCGCAAAUGCAACUGCAUUGAAAAAUUACGUAGGCUGGGUAAUAGUCAGAGGCAUGGCUGAAGCGGAAGCAACUAGUCUUCACGCAUACUUGUUAGAAUACAAAAACAAGACAGCUAUAUCUUCGAGGCCUGUAAAAAAGGAAGACAAUAAGACGCUUUGCAUGCGUCAGCUGCUGCAGCGUAAUGUCAUGUACACGGCAGCAGCAAAUUUUUACAGUAAGAAUAAGUUUGACAACGACUCAAAGGCAGAAGUAAUGAAGAUAAUGAAGUAUGUGAAUAUCACGUUUCAGUACAUAAUUAAAAAUAACAGCUGGAUGUCGGAAACAACCAAAAAGGCAGUGCUCAAACGGCUGAAUGAAAUAAAUCUUGUGGUGGGAUAUCCCGACUGGAUGCUGGACGAGACCACCAUUAAUAACCUGUACCAAUUUGUUCCGAACAUUCAAGAGCAAGAUUCGUUCAUCAAACACUUCUUCCAUCUUCAAGAGAAUGACCACAAUCAGAAGCUUCUUAAGCUUACCUCAAAAUACUUUAACAAAUCAUACGAAGAAGUCGUCCUGCGCUCACACGCAUUUUAUGAUGGAGUUACAGAAACUAUAGCCUAUCCAGCUGCUGCGCUUGCCACUCAUUUUAGAAAGUCUCCUAUACCCAGGUCCGUUAACUUUGGAACCGUAGGAACCAUUCUUGCACAACUACUAUCUACAGCAAUGGACAGAUACGACAAAAAGCGCAUAAAUGGCAGCAUCGUUGAAAUCGAAUUCUGGGAUAAUCAGACGACGACAAGUUUCUGCAGAAACUCCAAGUGUCUGAACAAUUCUGAACAAUGCAGUGACAAAGGAGAUUGUUACAGUGCGAGCCAUCAGAAGCUACGCGAUUACGUUGGAGUACGGGUAUCACACACGGCACUAGAACGAAGCAAACAGAACUACACAGGGCCGUUUUUGCUAGAUAACGAGACGUUGAACACCGAGGACAAGAUAUUCUUUACUUUCUUUGGAAGUCUCUACUGUCCGUACAGCGUAAAUGAAAACGAUUUAAGCGAAGUCAAGAAAACGGUGAAGUCUGUCCAAGCAAGAGCGGAUGACGAAGGAAUCUCCUUCCCAAAAAGCUUGAACGAAAUUGUGUCCAUCUACCACAAGUUCAACGAAACGUUCAGUUGCAACGGAACUGUCAAUGACACGUGUAACUUGGUUCCUGAAGAGAAGCUAUCGAACGACGAAUGUUGACUGAAGUUGGGUUGAGCACCUUUACGGUCACCUUUUUGUGUUAAAUGAAAUGAACGUUCGAUUCAACUUCAAA